This is a messenger RNA of Aureococcus anophagefferens, 1698 nucleotides long. RefSeq lists its product as hypothetical. Gene Ontology annotation, cellular component: mitochondrion. Gene Ontology annotation, biological process: mitochondrion organization. The record is from RefSeq and is a predicted model, not a curated record. The annotation marks the transcript as partial. Gene Ontology annotation, molecular function: ATP binding; zinc ion binding; ATP hydrolysis activity. The transcript is spliced from 3 exons. NCBI's taxonomy places the organism in Eukaryota, Pelagophyceae, Pelagomonadales, Pelagomonadaceae.
AACGCGGCGGAGGCGCAGCGUGUGGCCGACGAACAGCGCGUCGCUGAAGAGAAACGAGUUGCUGAAGAGAAACGAGUCGCUGAAGAGAAACGAGUCGCCGAGGAGCAACGAGUCGCCGAAGAGAAACGGGUUGCCGAGGAGCAACGGCGCCUCGCGGCGCUGCAGCGCGCGGAGGCCGCGAACGCGACGCUCCGCGGCGAGGACGGCCGGAGCCGGGGGCGCCUUUUGGAGGAGGACGGCGCGGAGCGCGACCGCCACGGCGCGCACCUGCGGCUCAUGGAGGAGUCCGUCGCCAAGCAGGAGGAACUGCGCCGCAGGACCGACGAGGCGCUCCUCGCGCAGCGCCUCAAGGACGAGGUCAAGAUCGAGGCGAUGCGCCGCGAGGCCGAGCUCGCGCGCGUCAAGGCCGAGGCCGAGGCGCGCGCCGCGGCGGAGCGCGCCAACGAGGACGUCAAGCUGCGGGCCAUGCGCGCCCAGGCCGCCGAGGACCGGCGCAAGGUCCUCGAGUCCAUCGCGCUCGUCUCGGGCUACGUCGCGCGCGGCGCCGCGACGCUCCUCGACGACCCGAGGAUGCUCGCGACGCUCGUGCUGGCCAUCGUCGCGCUCAUCGGCGGCGGCUUCUUCGCGCGCGAGGCGGCCAUCCUCGCGCGGAGCCUCGCCGAGGCCUACCUCGGGCGGCCGCGGCUCGUCCGCGAGACGAGCCGCCGCUACUUCUCGCGGACCGCGGCGGCGCUCCGGGUCGCCGGGCGGGCCGCGGCCGCGCGCGCGCGCGCGCGCGCGGCCGAGGACGGCUGGCUCGACGGCGUCGUCCUGCCGGGCGACCUGCGGACGCGCGUGCUGCAGCUCGCCGUCGCGACGCGCAACGCGAAGCGCAACCGCGCGCCCUUCCGCCACAUGCUCCUCCACGGGCCGCCGGGCACGGGCAAGACGCUCGUCGCGAAGCGGCUGGCGAAGGCGUCGGGGCUCGAGUACGCGCUCAUGUCCGGCGGCGACGUCGGCCCGCUCGGCGCGGACGGCGUCACGGCGCUCCACACGCUCUUCCGCUGGGCGCGGACGUCGGACACGGGCGUGCUCAUCUUCAUCGACGAGGCCGAGGCGUUCCUCGCGUCGCGGUCGCGGAGCAAGCUCACGGAGCACAUGCGCAACGCGCUCAACGCGUUCCUCUACCAGACGGGGUCGCCGACGAAGUCCUUCAUCCUCGUGCUCGCCACGAACCGCGCCGAGGACCUCGACGAGGCCGUCCUCGACCGCGUCGACGAGACGCUCUACUUUGGGCUCCCGGCGCUGCCCGCGCGGCGGAGCCUCGCGGCGCUCUACUACGCGCGCUACGUGACGAGCCUCGUCUACGCGCCGUCGCGAUUUCGCGCGCUGCUCCGCGCGCUGACCUUCGCGCCCGCGGCCCUCGCCGUCGCGCCGGACGUCACGGACGCGGUCCUCGACGACGUCGCCAAACUCACGGACGACUUCUCGGGCCGCGAGAUCGAGAAGCUCUUCGUCGCCGUGCAGAGCAUCGCCUACGGCUCGGGCUGCACCCUCGACGCGGCGACGCUCCUCACCGUCGUCCAGGCCAAGCGCGACGAGCACGCGCACAAGGCCGCCAUGAACGACGGCGCGUCCAUCCGGUCCGCGCCGAACACGCCGCGGUCGAACCUCGCGACGUCGCCGGCCGUCAACUCGCCCGGGCGGCGCCGCAAGUAG